UCCGGUGUGACACCCGGGUCAGUUCUCUUCCAUGCUACAGAAGCGGAGGCGCGACCUCGCGUUGAUUGAAAAAUUACAACAAAAUUAAUUUAAUCCACCAAUAUCAUGUUCAAACUGGAAGGACUCGGUCCUAAAAUGGACCCAGAGGAGAUGAAGAAGAAAAUGCGACAAGAUGUCAUCUCGUCUUUACGAAACUUCCUUAUUUACGUCGCCCUCCUCCGAGCCACUCCGUAUGUCCUGAAGAAGCUGGACAGUAUAUGAGAAGAUCCUGAGGAUCUCCCCUGUGUCAGAGGGCGGUGUGGAGCACCACCAUGAUCAUCAGCAGCAGAUUGCUGGAGCCUUCCAAGCAGAGGAUGACCAACAUCUGUCCAUCUUUACUAUUUACAUAACAUGCACUUCUGUUAUGUACCUCGUUAGCCUACUUAUGUUGUGUCAAACACAGCUUGUGAUCGUAUGAAUGGCCAUUAUGAAAGUUACUGAAUGGCAGCUAGUUUAUGGGAUUAAAAAUGUUUAAAUUAUCUGGUGCGAGAUUUGUUCAGUGAUUCUUAUGGGGAAGUUUAACUGCGUUCCAGUUUAACUGUAAACCAUAAAAAUAUUCUGCUAUGCAUUUCAUUUCAAAUAUUUUGCCUGUAAAUUGAAAUAAAAUGGUGAUCCAACUGAUUGAAACCUGUAAAUAAUGCAACUGGAAACACAGUCUUGGGCCAUAACAUGAAUGCACAAUGCAAUGAAAUUUAACUUUUUUAACAAUAACAAUGCUAACUUUUGAUUACCACUGUCAGAAAGGCACAGUAACAGGGUUAAACGUUUCCCGGUCGUAAUGGAAACGUGAUGUACUACAGCUCUGCACAAACACUUAUGUAAUCAAACCUGGACAUUGUUAUUAUAAAAGGUAACUAUUGAUUGUGAA
Messenger RNA from Dunckerocampus dactyliophorus (ringed pipefish), 907 nucleotides. RefSeq names its product translocase of outer mitochondrial membrane 5 homolog (yeast) (gene tomm5). The record is from RefSeq and is a predicted model, not a curated record. NCBI's taxonomy places the organism in Eukaryota, Metazoa, Chordata, Actinopteri, Syngnathiformes, Syngnathidae. Gene Ontology annotation, cellular component: mitochondrial outer membrane translocase complex. The coding region runs from base 106 to 261 and encodes 51 amino acids. The transcript has 2 exons.